Molecule: messenger RNA, 2018 nt
Organism: Pogona vitticeps (central bearded dragon)
Lineage: Eukaryota; Metazoa; Chordata; Lepidosauria; Squamata; Agamidae
Product: ubiquilin-1-like
Biological process (GO): ubiquitin-dependent protein catabolic process
Cellular component (GO): cytosol
Molecular function (GO): polyubiquitin modification-dependent protein binding
Source: RefSeq, a predicted model, not a curated record
GGCCCAGAAAGGGAAAAGUGGGAGGGAGGGAGGGAGGGAGGGAAGACAGGAAAGGAAAGGGGGAAGAAGGGGCUCCGACCUGCACUUCUGCCAUCCCUUCACUCCAGCAUGGGCGUGGGGGGCCGCUCUCCCAAAGGCCCGACGCUGCAGUGGUAGAGAAGAACCUGGACCCGACAGACGUGACCCCCAACCUCUUUCCCUUCGCCGCGCCCACCUCCACCUCCUCCACCUCCUCCUCCACCUCCUCCACCGUCUCUGCCCUGUCAGGCCCGGCCGGGCCCGCGCUGCCCUGAAGGGUUUUCCCGAAAGGCCCGCCAUGGAGGAAGUGAUGGGCCACGACCCGGAGGCCCCCCCGCUGGCCCCUCCAGCCCUCGUCGCCUCCAGCCCCAGCUUCAUCCGCGUCACGGCCAAGUCUCCCACCGGGUGUGCCCAGUUUGUGCUGCCCGAGGCCAGCACGGUCCUCCAGCUCAAAGAGGAGAUUUCCAAGCGCUUCCACUGCGAGCCCCACCAGCUGGUCCUGGUGUUCUUCGGCCGGAUCCUGAAGGAGCCGGACACCCUCCGGCAGUGCGGCGUCGGCGACGGGACGACCGUCCACCUGAUGAUCCGGUCCCUGAAGAGAGAGGAGGAGGAGGAGCAGCCGCCCCGGCCUCCCUACGGGCCCGGGGAAGCGGCCGGUGCCCCCGCCGCGUCCGAGGGCAGCCUGGCCUCCCCAAGGACUAGCCGGGGCUCGUGGGCCCCCCAAGAAAGGAGCCCCUCCAGUGCCGAGCGGCCGCUGGGGCCCGCCUCGGAGAGGAUCCUCCAGAAGGUCCGGCGGGUGAUCCUGGCCAACCCGGAGAUCCAGCGGCUGGCCCAGCAGGUCCCCGCCCUCAGCCAGAUCCUGAACCACAUGGGCAUCAUGAGGGUGAUCCUAGACAAAAUGAGGGAGAUCAUGGAGCUCGCCAAGAACCCGGAGAUGGCGGCGCCGGACCCGAAGGGCUGCGACCAGUCCUUGAUCAGCCUCCAGAGCAACAUCCCCGGCGGGGACAACCCUUUGAGUCAACUGAGCAGCAGCGACGCUCAGGAGCCGGCGGGCCAGGACCUUUUGGGCCCCUCCAGCCCGUUCGCCACCCUGGCGAGGAGCCCGUGCUCGGAGCCCCCUGGCCUGAGCAGCCAAGGCCUCCCCAUGGAAACCCAAGAGGGCAGGGGGGCCCUCCCCCUCACCCCCAGCUCCACCAGCAUUUGGUCCGACGGCCGAGACGACGAGGGGCGGCCCUUCCACACUCUCGCCGGUCCUCUUGGCAAAAGCUCGUCCGCCCUCGACCUCGCGCCCGCCCCGGGGACAGAGCUCUUCAACGCGGGGGGGCUCCAGGCUCCGGAAGCGGCCGAGAUCCCCAUGCUGAUCGUGAACCUCUGCAACGCCUACACCAAGCGCAUGAUGUUCUCCCUCAUGCAGAAUGCGCUCCUGGACUCGGACGGGGCUCUGGCCGCCCAGCCCGAGCAUGUCCGCCGGCAGGUGCUGCACUUCUCCGAGCAGAUGCAGAGCCCCGAGAUGGUGGCCGCCCUCGCCAACCCCCGGGCCAUCCAGGCCUGGGUGCAGAUGGAGCAGGGCCUGCAGGGGCUGGCCGCCGAGGCCCCUGUCCUCAUCCCCUGGUUUAUGCUGCGCCUGAGGGGGCUGGGGAACUCCGCUGGGGGGACCCCGGGGCCCCGAGAGCCUCCCUGCCAAGGAGGAUCCGCUGCUACGGAGUAAGGGCCCCCUGCCCCUUGCUCCUCUUGGGGUGAGGGGUGGGGGUGUCUUUUGGUUCCCCCCUCUCUCCGCCAGAAACCCUGGGAGCCACCGGCAGUGAUGGAGGAGCCCCCCCCUCGCUGACUUGGCUGGAUGGGCGGGCUUGCACAAGGCAGCCCCAGCGUCCCCCUGGGUGAAGCAGUGGGCUCUGCUGGGAGGGGGGGGCACUGCUGGCACGCCUGUCACCUGUGGACCUGAAUCGCGGCUCCAGCUUUAUAAAGGAAAUGCAAACCCACCCUUGGCGUCCUGCCUGCCU